AUGGUUCCCGUGUCAAUAACCGAGCCGGCCGUGCGGUCGUUCCUAUUCUACUCAGGUGUUUUAGGAUUAAAAGUGUUGUCUAUGGCAUUUCUGACAGCCAGACAGAGGAUGAAGAAGAAGGUGUUCGCGAAUCCCGAGGACGCGGCUGCAAAGAAAUCGGCGGUUGUUAAAUUUGACGACGAAGAUGUGGAGAGAGUGAGACGCGCGCAUUUGAACGACCUUGAGAAUAUUCCCCUUUUCUGGGUGCUCGGCGGGUUGUACCUGACAACUGGACCGUCUGCGGCCACAGCUAUAACAUUAUUUAGAGUAUAUACUGCGGGACGUAUCCUACAUACAAUUGUCUAUGCUGUAACACCCUUACCACAACCAGCGCGAGGCAUUGCUUUUGGCGUUCCCAUGAUGAUUACUUUGUAUAUGGGAGUUACGGUGGCGUCACACUAUUUAAGCGCCUUUUAA
Messenger RNA from Pieris macdunnoughi, 456 nucleotides. Lineage: Eukaryota; Metazoa; Arthropoda; Insecta; Lepidoptera; Pieridae. The record is from the annotation of a GenBank genome assembly.